Molecule: messenger RNA, 1864 nt
Organism: Pongo pygmaeus (Bornean orangutan)
Lineage: Eukaryota; Metazoa; Chordata; Mammalia; Primates; Hominidae
Gene: MORN4
Product: MORN repeat containing 4
Exons: 4
Coding region: 702-1316 (204 amino acids)
Biological process (GO): response to axon injury
Cellular component (GO): cell projection
Source: RefSeq, a predicted model, not a curated record
CAAUUUAUUUAUUUGAGACAGGGUCUUGCUAGGUCGCCCAGGCUGGGGUACAGUGGCAGAAUCAUGGCUUACUGCAGCCUCAACCUCCUGGGCUCAAGGGAUCCUCCCACCUCAGCCUCCUGAGUAGCUGUGACUACAGGCACCCACCACUAGGCUGGGUAAUUCUUUUCUUCUGUAGAUACGGAGUCUCCCUGCGUUGCCCAGGCUGAUCUAGAACUCCUGGGCUCAAGCCUCGGCCUCCCGAAGUGCUGGGAUUGCAGAUGUGAGCCACUGUGCCUGGCCAGGUACUAUAUUUUAAACAAAAAGGAUCUAGGUAAUGACAAGGACAGCACAAAUUCCUAUAAUGAAUGCAAAAGUGUCUUGAUAUCACAAUGUCUAGCACAGAGUUAUUGGAAGCUAUCCUGCCCAGCGCGUUACAAUUUACAAAGCUGCUUCUCUGAAGCUGGAUUUAGGAUCUGCCUUGAACUCCGCGGCAGGGCCCUUGACAUCAGUGGGGACUGGAGCAAGAUCAGAGCCGCUCGCGUUGAUGGUCACUGUUGCUUCGGGCGCAGGUUUGGUUUUCUUUGGGGUUGCCAUUUCAACUAGACGGCCUCUGGGUAGGCCAGAUCUGGAUCCUCUGUCUUUAUCUGCGUUGCAGAGGUGGGACCACCCCUCUUUCACAUAGUCAGCUCCGGUUCGCAAACACUCGGCCCCGCACAAAGAUGGCGUGGAGGCGGGCUGGGCCAAUGCGGAGUGGCGUUGCUCCCGGUUGCCUAGGUAACAGCCAAUGGGCAGCGGGAAUUGUACCCCGUGCGGUCGCCCAGGAUGGCGGCGUCAAGUGGGGCAAUCGCUGGUGCAGGUGGCGGAGAGCAAGGUGGCAGCCGGGAGCUCAUCAGAGGAAAAGUCCGAGGCGCUGGAGCCCUGCGUCCAGGCGUGACGGUCAUCCCGAAAGGCCGGCCCCAGGCCGCAGGCAUGGUUUUGGUCAACUGAUGUUUGCAGAUGGUGGCACCUACCUGGGUCAUUUUGAGAAUGGGCUCUUUAAUGGCUUUGGGGUAUUGACCUUCUCAGAUGGUUCAAGGUAUGAGGGGGAGUUUGCCCAGGGCAAGUUUAAUGGCGUCGGAGUCUUCAUUCGAUAUGACAACAUGACCUUUGAGGGGGAAUUUAAAAAUGGCAGAGUAGAUGGUUUUGGCCUGCUGACUUUCCCCGAUGGUUCUCAUGGAAUCCCCCGCAAUGAAGGUCUCUUUGAGAACAACAAGCUGCUGCGGCGUGAGAAGUGUUCUGCCAUUGUUCAGCGGGCCCAGAGCGCCUCCAAGUCAGCCAGAAAUCUCACUGCCUGACAGCGCAGUGGGCACCAGUUGACAAGUACUGGGUAAAGCCAGUGCCCCUGUUGUUGACUCGAGGUGAACAAAUGAAUCAGAGCUGAGAUGAGUUGACAAUGACAGUGGAGCAGAGGCCUUGUAUGUGCCCUGUCACCUGCCAUUCCAGAACUGGACCACAGAAAAGUGCUGAGGAUGCUGGCCAGCAGACCCUGCAGCAGUCAUUGGUGGUUCUGUCUUUCCCUGACCCUUAUGUGCUGGAGGACAGAGGAGCCACCUCUUAUCACUGGUUGAUACUCUGUUCCUAAGACCUCAGGUUACCCAGUGUAGCCUGCUGUGACCCUUCUGCUUCAUUUUCUGCCAACAGAACCUUCGUUCUGCUGCUUUUGGGACAGGUGAUCCUAGCUCCAGCUUAGGGCCAGUGCUCUGUGCUACUCUGGAGAAAUAGGGAAAAGAUAGGGGUGGCUCAGUACAGCAGCCCUGUGAAAGUCAAGGCCAGAGCUUUUCUUUUUAAAUUUUAUUAUUAUUAUUAUUAUUAUUUUAUUUUUUAUUUUUGAGAUGGAGUCUCA